Chrysemys picta bellii (western painted turtle) is the source of this 2961-nucleotide messenger RNA. The record is from RefSeq and is a predicted model, not a curated record. NCBI's taxonomy places the organism in Eukaryota, Metazoa, Chordata, Testudines, Emydidae.
AACUAAACUUUAUUGAAAAAGGAAAGAGAGAGGAUUGGUUAAAAGCUCAUUCUCCAUCCAGCUAUGACUAGAGUUCUUAGGUCAGUUUCAUAGUAAAGAUGGUGAGGUUCAGAAUUGCAAAGACUCCUUUCCCGAAUCUGUUCAUCAGGUUAUAGUCCCAAGACAGGCCAAUGUCCAGUAUCAACAUGAUCCAGAUUUUGGAUUUUUGCUGUAGGCGGGGGUCCCCCUUUCUGCCUGCCCCGCCUCCCAAUUGACAAACCCAGAGAGCUCUGGAGAGCUCAACUCCCUGCACUCUGAACCACCUGACAUCUGCAUCAGGGCGGCCCCUGGAAACGCUGCUGCUGCCGUGAUCCCACGCGGGAGCCCUGUGCUUUGCUGCAGACAGGGAGGCUCGAAGACCGAAAGCUGCUCCCAGGUAGGGGGCACCAUCGCACCAACCAUGGCGAGAUCCAGUGUCUUCAUCCCUCUGCUCCUCCUCUUCCUUCUCCCUUCAGUCUCCCCCGACUGCUACACGGGCACAGCUGAGGAGUGUGGUGAGACCACCAUCUUCGUGCCCGCAUACAGCUUGGUGGGGGAGGGCAUCGACGUGACCACUCUGGAGUGGACGGGGGCUGAUGUGGUGGACACCAGCCUGUGGCGCCGCCCAAAUGGCGCCUGCACCAUAUGCGAGAACCGGCUGCAGGGGCGGCAGCACCAGAGGCUGCCGCUGGCCGUGAAGGACUGGAGAGUCAACAUCUCAUGCAACUGGGAGCUCAGCAGCUCAGCGGAAGAGUCAGCCGCGGCUGUGGGCCGGGCACUGGCGUCGGAGGUGAACAACGACUGGAUGAAAGAGCUGGAGCUGCAAGAGGAGCCCCAUGGCCCGGCCUUGGCGGGGUCCAAAUCCCGGCUCACCAGCUACGCUUACCAGAAGGAGGUGCAGGACAAGUACAUGUUCAUACGCCACGAGAUACCGUGUGUGUAUUACAGGUUGAGUCUCACUCAAGAUCCCCCACUGAUGUCCCAGUUCUCCCGGGAACUGAAAAGCCUCCCACCCAGCUACGACUCAGCCACAUACCAGCCCUUCCUGGCCACGUACGGUACCCACUAUGUGAGUCAGGCAGACCUGGGGGGGCGCGUGCAGCAGCUGACGGCCGUUCAGACCUGCCGGGCAGCGCUGGACGGGCUGACAGCCACCGAAAUCAAGGCGUGCCUGGGCUCACAGUUCUUUCAAGACCUGGGCCUGAGUCAGACCAGCAAGCAGAGCAGCGAGGGCACGGGGAGCUCCCAGGCACCCUACAUGGAGAAGCGCAUCAAGGUGACGGGUGGCAACAGCUACUCCAAGCGGCUCUUCUCCACCGAGCAAAACGCCAGCUCCUUCUCGACCUGGAAGGAUAGCCUCAAAGCCAGCCCCGACCUGGUCUCCUACUCUCUGAUGCCCAUCCACACCCUGGUGAGUCUGGACAAGCCCAGGCAGGAGGCGCUGAAGCAGGCAGUGAAGGAGUACGUAGCUGAGCGGGGGCGCAAGAAGAGUUGCCCUCGUAGCUGCCCACAAGGGGGCCAGGCUGACCCCUUGGACCCCUGCAAAUGCACCUGCUCCGACAACCCCCUCACCAACUCCAUGUGCUGUUCACGUGAGCGGGGCAUGGCCCGGCUGAAGGUCCAUGUGCUGAAGGGCACAAACCUGUGGGGAGACACCGUGUCCGCCACCGACGCCUACGUCAUGUUCUUGUUCCAAGGCCGGAAGCUGCAGACAGACCGCAUUAAGGAUGAUAACAACCCCAUCUGGAACAAAGACCUGGACUUCGGGCCGGUGACACUGCCAGAGCGGCCCAAACUGGAAAUGGAGGUGUGGGACAAGGACCUAUUGGACGACGACUUCCUAGGCCGCUGCUUCACCUACCUCAGGGUCGGCAGGAAUGCCACACUCACCUGCAAACUUGAAAACGGCCAGCUGCAGUUUUACUACACACUGGAGUGUGGGCCCAACCUGGGGGGCAACAACUGCCAUGAGUACGUGCCUGUGAGAGGCUCAGGGGAGAGAACCCAAGAGUCCUGGCUCCCAACUCCCCAGCUCUAAUCUACUAACCCCCACUCCCCUUCCAGAGCUGGCAAUGGAACCCAGGAGUCCUGGCUCCCAGCUCCUCUGGUCUAACCCACUAGAUCCCAUUCCCCACACAGAGCUUGGGAUAGAACCGAGGAGUCCUGGCUCCCAGCCCCCCCUGCUCUAACCCACUAGCCCCCAGCCCCUUCCCUGAGCUGGGGAAGAGAACCCAGGAGUCCUGGCUCCCAGCUCCCCUGCUCUAACCCACUAGACCCCACUCCCCACCUAGAGCUGGGGAUGGAACCCAAGAGUCCUGGCUCCCAGAGCCCCCCCCCAUGCUAACCCACUAACCCCCACUCCCUUACCCAAGCUGGGAUUCGAAACCAGGGGUCCCAGCUCGAACCCUCUGCUGCCUUUGAAACCAGGCCCAAAACAAGCCCAACCCAACUCAGAGGGAGAGGGGUGUGCGUGUGUUUGUGUUUGCGGGGGUUAUACAAAUUCCAUUAUAUUUUUUUAGUACUUCUAGUUUUGCUGCCUACAACAUGAAGUUACACAUUAAAAAUAAUAACCGUGCGCGGACUUCCAUUAUUAAGAAAAGAGGUCAUCCUCUCGCUCGCCCCCCUCCGCGGGACAUUCCUGUGUGAAACCAUGAAAGCAUCUUCCGGCGCGGGACAAGAAAAUGGAGCAUAGGAUGCGUCGAGCGGGCGGGAUUAUUGUAAUUGAAGGGGAGCAGGGAGCGGAGGCUUCUCAAAUUCUGGUGACGGGCAGGAGUCACCCAAAACCGCGCCUACCACCAUUUUUAUAGCAUGACUUUGUUAGGGUGUCCAGACGUCCUGAUUUUAUAGGGACAGGCCCAAGAUUCGGGGCUUUGUCUUAUAAAGGCGCCUAGUAACCCCUCCUCCUCCGUCCCAAUUUUUCACACUUGCUAUCUGGUCACCCUU